Molecule: messenger RNA, 4332 nt
Organism: Camelina sativa (false flax)
Lineage: Eukaryota; Viridiplantae; Streptophyta; Magnoliopsida; Brassicales; Brassicaceae
Source: RefSeq, a predicted model, not a curated record
CUUCUUUUCAAAAUCAGAGAGAGAGAGAGAUAGAGAGAGAAAGAGAGAACACUCUAGAAUUCUUCAUCCUCCUUCGUUUUCGAAUUUCGAAAUCUCUCUCAAUAGUCUCUCACUAGUUCGAUCUUACGACGGUAUCCAUGGAGGUCAAGGAAGAGAAACUGAUGGAGGAGGAGCAACGACUGCCGGAGAAGACGAUUCCGGUAUUCACCGUUCUGAAAAACGGCGCGAUUCUCAAAAACAUCUUCGUUGUGAAUAGUCGCGAUUUCUCUUCGCCGGAGAGAAACGGUUCCACUGUUAGCGGCGAUGACGACGAGGUAGAGGACACUCUCGUCGUCGGUCGUCAUCCAGACUGCGAUAUUCUUCUAACGCACCCUAGCAUUAGCAGAUUCCACUUAGAAAUCCGAUCGAUCUCAUCUCGUCAGAGACUCUUCGUCACGGAUCUAUCCUCUGUUCAUGGGACUUGGGUUAGGGAUCUGAGAGUUGAGCCACAUGCUUGUGUCGAGGUUGAAGAAGGUGAUAUGAUUAGGAUUGGUGGUUCAACUAGGAUCUAUAGGCUUCACUGGAUUCCGUUGAGCCGUGCGUAUGAUUUUGAUAAUCCGUUUGUUUCACCACUUGAUGCGUCUAUGGUGAUGGAGCAAGAAGAUGAGAAUAGAAUGACUGAAGCAGAGAAUCUAGAGGUUGCACAACAUCAGUCACUAGUGAAUACUGGAUUAAGUGAUGAUGGAGAUCUACAUCUGGAUGUGACGUCAGAAGGAACUGGAUCAUCAGUCCCUAGUGAGGAUGAGGAUACAUAUGUUACCACGAGGGAGAUGUCGUUGCCACUUGCGUCUCCAAGUGUUUUGGCACUAGCUGGAGAUUCUGCCAGGUCACAAGAGCUUCAAAUCAAAGAAGAUUUGCAGACUUCAACAAAGUGGGACUUGGAUGUUUUAGAAGCCGGGGAAGAUAAGCCAAAUAGCAGCUGCUCCCCAAGUAAGCAGCAGAGUGGUGGCUACCUGGAGGGAUUAGGUUGUUCUGACCUUCUUGUCGCUGCAGAGGCUGAUGAAUGCAAUGCCAGAGGAGAUGGAGGUUUGCAUCUGAAUGUGAUUUCAGAGAGGAUGGAAUCAUCAGUGCCUAAUGAGGAGGAUCCAUUUCUAGUUGCAAAGGAGACUUUAUCGCUACAACUCUCAACAGAUUCCAAUAAUUCAGAAAUACUACGGCUCACGGAAGAUGUUCAGGCGUCACCAGAGUUGUCCAUAAAUAGUGUAGAAGUCAACGCAGAAAUUCCAAGUAGUAGCUGCUCCCCAAGUAAGGGAAAGAUUGAUGACUGCUUUGAAGCUUCUAGUUGUUCUGCACCUGAGUUGACUAUAAAGGUUGAGAUUCUGAGCCUUCAUCCAGAAGUCAGUGAAGAAACUGAGUUAGUCACAAAGGAGGUUAUGGAAGCAUCUGCUAAACCACUAAGUAAGGCUGAUAAUAUGAGUCAAGAAAAUAGAGAAACUGAGGUCUCAAGGCAAGUUAUUGCAGUAUCUCCCAAUUCCUUCUCUCAAGCUGGGCCACCUUUAGAAAUUUUAACUGAAGCGCAAGGCCUCGUUGGUUCUGAAUUCAUGGGUGAAGUUUUAGUAGAGACUGAAAUUGAGAACCCACUACAUCAAAAGAGCAUUGGAGAAACAAAGGCUGAAAUUUGGAGUCACGGAGCUUAUAAUGAAACUGAAGUCUCGACGCAAGGUAUUACAGUAGCUCCCAGUUCCUUCUCUCAAGCUGAGCCAACUUUGGAAAUUUUAACUGAUGACGCUCCAGGCCUCCUAGGUUCUGAAGUGCUAAGUGAAGUGGCAGUAGAUAUUGACAUUGACAACCUACUACAUCAAAAAAGCAAUGGAGAACCAAAGGCUGAUAUUCAGAGUCACAAAGACAAUGGAGAAACUGAGGUCUCAAGGCAAGUUAUUGCAGUAUCUACCAAAUCCUUCUCUCAAGCUGAGCCAACUUUAGAAAUUUUAACUGAAGUCCAGAGUGAAGUAGCCAUAGAGACUGAAAGGGAGAACGUACUACAUCAGACAAGCAAUGGAGAAGCCAAGGUUGGUUCAAGACAAGUCAGUGCAAUAUCUGAUUUGUCCGCUGGAAACGAAUGUCUUUCAAGAAACAAUACCGAAGAUAUCCAAAGUCUAUGCUCGAGUUGGCAGCCAAUGCCUGAGAGUGAAGUUGGGGAUCAUUCUGAGAUCUGGAGUGAUGCUAAUUCUGCAGGACAUCAGAAUAAAAAAUCAGGAAUGACCAGAGAGACUGAACAGAUAUUUGAUGAAGGGAGCAGCUCGUGCCUUACUGAGGUCCAACGAAGUAAUACACAAAUUUUCUUGUCAACACCAAAUCAGAAACCCAAACCAGAAUUGUCAAUUGGCUCUGGGAGAUCCGAAAAAUAUUACAGCCUAAGCGAAAUAAAGGGUGAAGAAAGUACUGAUAAAUGGUGUCCAAUUCUCUCAACCUUGACGGCAGAAACCUUUGGGGAAACAAAACCGAUUGAAGAACUGCCUUCUGAUGAUACUGGAAGUCAAGAAAACCAGACCCCGCAAACAUAUACUGUUAGAGAUGAUGUACUGUCUGAGAUGGAUAGCUCAAGCACAUGCAACAUUUGGUCUAGGAGAGGAAAAGCUGCUUCCGUUCUUCAGAUCCGGACCAACAAGAGUGAAGGAAAGCAGAAGCAAACUGGGAGACAACCAAAAGACAAGUUGCAUAGAAGACAGGCUCUAAGUGACAAGUCUAUUUCUCUGACUGUUCAUCAUGGUACAGAGAAUCUGGAACCAGAGAUCUUUACUCCUGACAAGGAGAAUCUCACCCCAAGUUCUCAUAUGUUGAAAAGAUUACAAGAUAUUGGUGACGUGAAAGAUAGCAAGAGCUCUUCAAAGCUUUCAGGAAGAUCAUGCUCCUCACUGGUUCAUUCCAGUAUUGCUAUUGUUGAUUCAGAGGCAUUCGCAGAACCAGAAAUCUUUACCCCAGAUAAGGAGAAUCUUACCCCAAACUCUCAUAUGCUAAAACGUUUGCGAGAAUUUGGUGAUAUUAAGGGUACAAAAGGCUCCUCCUCUAAAGCAACACGUAAACCAUUCUUUGAUCAUUUGGAAGCAAAUGUGAUGGCGGAACAGAAACCAGAAGAUCUACAGAGCAUGAGCAGCAAAUCUAAGGUGAAGCAUGAGCCUGUGGCACUGAAGAAGAAAGCUGAACGGGUGCCUUUUCAACCUCUAUUUGACAAAUCUUCUUCCCAAAGUCAGUCAUACACUGAGGCUUCUACUACAUCAGCGAGGAACAACAAUUCUAGAGGCAUUCGUUCUUCUUCUGUCCUUUCUGAUGGAAAGAGCAAGAUGAAGUGGACCAUUGUGCUGGACACUUCUUCACUCCUGGAUAAGGAGUCCAGGAAGCCACUGCACCUACUACAAGGUCUCAAGGGGACACAUCUGGUCGUACCAAGAACAGUGUUAAGGGAACUAGAUGAGGUGAAGCGCAGUCGCAGUCUUCUCUUCAGAAGAAGAACAGAGAUGGCUUCUUCAGCUCUGGAUUGGAUUGAGGAGUGUAAGGUUAAUUCAAAAUGGUGGAUUCAAGUCCAGAGGCCAUCAGAGGAAACCAAAGCAACUGCACCGACCCCACCAGUCACUCCUCAGUCAAAGGGAUCAUUGGCAUUCCCGUUUUCACUUCACUGGAACAAUUAUGCACCAGAGAUCGAUUCUCCUACAUCAGAAGAUCAGGUUUUAGAAUGUGCUCUUCUUUAUCGGAACCGUAACUGUGACGAAAAACUAGUUCUUCUUAGCAACGAUGCAACUCUCAAGAUCAAAGCCAUGGCAGAGGGUGUGAUAUGUGAGACGCCACAUGAGUUCUACGAGAGUCUGGUGAAUCCUUUCUCAGAGAGGUUUAUGUGGACAGAGAGCACGCCGAGAGGACGGACUUGGAGUCAUCUAGACGACGUCGUGUUGAGAGAAAGGUACAACAACCGAGCUUGUAGAAGAAAGUCAACAUACAAUGGAGGAGGAAGAGGAGAGAGUGGUGCAGCAGCUAAAGGCUUGAAGCUCAUAUUGCUCCAUAACUCUCACUACGGCCACACUCACUGAUGACGCUUCAUCAUCAUCAUCAUCCAUCAGUACCAUCACUAUGGCGACAGUCAAUGAUGAUGCAUCAUCUAUCAUGUUCCUUCUGUCCAACUAAGCCAAAUAAUUCUACUCGCUUACUCAUGGUAAACAUAUGGAAUAGUGUUUUUAGAAUGAAUUGACAUUUCCAUAAUGUGGCUACUAUUAUGACUCUUCUAAUUUUUUAAUUGUGGAAUCCAACGAUAGGGAUCGUCACUUUACGAAAUUAGAAUAUUGGAUAAAAUCGUAAAGCUUA